Messenger RNA from Prorocentrum cordatum, 1290 nucleotides. The record is from the annotation of a GenBank genome assembly. NCBI's taxonomy places the organism in Eukaryota, Dinophyceae, Prorocentrales, Prorocentraceae.
AUGGCCGCGACGGCCGCCCCUCAGCAGCGCUCCAGGCCGUACAACUUCAGCGCUGGUCCUGGCGCGCUGCCUGAGGAGCUACUGCUCCACGUCGCGGCGCAGCUAGCCGACUUCGAGGGCACGGGCCUGAGCAUCAUGGAGAUGAGCCACAGGGACGAGGGCGGCCCCGUGCAGAGGACUAUCCAGCAGGCGACCUCCACGGUAAGGGACAUCCUUGAGGUCCCCGCCUCCCACGCGAUCAUUUGGCAGCAGGGCGGCGCUCACGGGCAGUUCGCCGCGGUGCCGCUAAACCUGUUGGGGGACAAGCGCUCGGCUGACUUCGUGGACACAGGGGUCUGGUCGCGCAAGGCGAUGUCGGAGGCGUCGAAGUACUGCGAAACGCGCGUCGUCGCGAGCUCGGAGGCGUCGGGCCACAGCGAGAUCCCCGCGGUGUCCUCCUGGGACCUGUCGGACGACUCGGCCUACGUGCACAUCUGCGCAAACGACACAAUAUACGGCCUCGAGUUCUUGGAGGACCCUGAUGUGGGCGACAGGCUGCUUGUGGCCGAUUUCACAUCCACCCUACUGUCCAGGCGGGUCGCUUUCUCGAGGUACGUGGCGGUCUACUGCUCCUCGGGCAAGAACCUCGGGCCCGCCGGCGUGUGCCUCGUCGUGGUGCGUCGUGACCUGCUCGGGCGGGCCCGUCCGGACACGCCGUGCAUCCUCGAUUGGGGCGCCUCCGCUAACACCGCGCCGGUGCCCUCUCUCGUGAACACGCCUCCGGUCUUCUCCAUCUACAUGUGCCUCGAGGUGAUGCGGCGCCUUCAGGAGGAGUGGGGCGCCGGCGGCGGAUCCGCCCUGGCCGCCCUGGAGUCGCGGGCCGAGGAGCGCGCGCGGCGCGUCUACGAGGAGGUGGACGGCUCUGGCGGCUUCUACGUGAACUCGGUGGCGUGGCCGUACCGGUCUCGGACCACCGUCUGCUUCACCUUCGGCGCGGACUCGGGCCUGGUGCGGGAGUGGAACGGCAGCAUCACCGCGACGGUGGAGCCGACGGAGUUGGAGGCGCAGUUCGCGGCGGAGUCGCGGGCCCGCGGCAUGCUGCAGCUGGGCGGCCACCCUGCCUUCGGCGGCGUCCGCGUCUGCCUCUACAACGCGGUGCCGGACGCCGCGGUGGACGAGCUCCUGCGCUUCAUGCGCGAGUUCCGGGAGGCGCACAGUCAGGUCGGCAAAGGCUCGCCAUGCUUGACGCCGACCGACCCGGGCAGCUUCUCGAGGGCGAGCUCCUCCUCUGGCUCGUCCACCCCGCGGUGA